This is a messenger RNA of Melampsora larici-populina 98AG31, 2229 nucleotides long. RefSeq lists its product as uncharacterized. The record is from RefSeq and is a predicted model, not a curated record. Lineage: Eukaryota; Fungi; Basidiomycota; Pucciniomycetes; Pucciniales; Melampsoraceae. Gene Ontology annotation, molecular function: guanyl-nucleotide exchange factor activity. The transcript has 3 exons. The coding region runs from base 1 to 2229 and encodes 742 amino acids.
AUGCAUCAUCAUCAUCAUCAAUCUCCUUCAAGUUUAAAAGAAUUAAUCAACCAUCCAUCACCAUCUCAUCAUCAACAUCAUCAACAUCGUCACUUUUUAACUUUGAACUCAAUCCUAAGUCCUUCCUCAGUCACACCUCAAUCUCAUUAUAGAACUCAAUCUUCAAAAAUCACAAAUCAGUCUCCUAAUGAUCAUCCUCAAUCUCCUAAUCAACUUCAGCAUCAUGAACCGACUUCAUUUUUUAUUCAUCCCACUAAUUCUAAAUCUCACUUGACAGAUGAGUUCCUAAGUACAGAUGAAUUUGCUAGUGCAGAAGAAGGUGAUGAAAGUAUAUGGAUAGCAGGAUCAGCGGAUGAUCCAGAACUUUCAAGUAGUUAUACUUCUUCUUCGGCUACUUCUUCAAAUCAAUCUAACAACAAACCAAUCUCAAAACCAAUCAAAUCACCAUUCUUAUCAAUUCGAGAAACCUUAAUCAGACCUAGCUUACCACUUAGUUGGACUUCGGCUCCUAAUCUUAAAUCAUCAGAUUCAAAUCAGUCAUCUAAACAUACUGUAGCUAGGAAAUCUAAAUCGACUCUACCCACUCCGAUCUCUCGACAUUCUGAUCAGAUUCCUACUCCAUCUCAUCAGAUUCAACAACCCACACCACCUGAAGAAAGACGACCACAAUUAAGAGCACCACAGCAAGUUAGAAAAUCAUCUUCAAAAGAAGAUUUCACUGCUCAACAACAUCAUCGUUCAUCUAAACUCAUCUCACAUCCAGUGGCCAAGAGUCUUUCAAGAGCGUUUGGAUCUGAUUUCUUUAAUUUGAAUCAUAAACCUGAUCAAAGCACUCCAUCACAGGAAAACCGAAAAUCAAAACCAACUAGACCACGUUUACCAUCCUCAACUUCAUCUUAUCUAAGUUUUAAAUCCUUUCAUCAUCAUCAUUCACCUCAAUCUCCUCAUGAAGAUCAUCAUCCUCAUCAUCAAGAUCCAAAGAAUCACAGAUUAUCAUCAGUCGAGAUGUCAAAACCGAUGAUCUCCUUACCAUUAUUCUUAACGCCUUCCUCUUCGGCUUUACCACUGUCUCAUCCAAGAAGUCAUUCUAGUCCUGGAACGAUCCUGACUGAUCAAACACAUCUAGAAGAACACCAUCACGGUCUUGGUCAUCAUAAACGUCGACAUCGUCAAUUAACAUCAGAUGAAAAACCAUCAUCUAGAAACAGUAGUACGUUAUACCUCAAACAACUUUCGAAUCUAUUCCAUCCACAUUUAUCACAUCAUCAUCUCAAUCAAACCCCAAGAGAAAGGUUAGUUUCGACCAUCUCCACUCAAUCAUCUGCAAUGGCAAUCCCACCUACAUGGAAAGAAGAAGUAGCCAAAGAAGACUAUUUGAAUUUGUUAAGUUUGUAUGGACCACAAGAGAUGAAAAGACAAGAAGUGAUUUAUGAAUUGAUGGAAACCGAAAGACGAUAUGUUUCACAAGUUUCAAAGUUGAUGAGAUUGGUAUAUAAAUCAGAAGAGAUUGAACAUGAAUCGAUCUUUGAAGUUUUACCAAUCGAAAUCAAAUUGAUCUUUGAAGAAUUAAAGAAAAUCUUACGAAUUCAUGAAGCAGAUGUAAAUUUAUCAUCAUUGAGAUCGAAAUCGAAAGUGAAAGAAAAUGUAGCGAAAGAUUGGUUAAAGAUUAUAAACCGAUUUAAAGUGUAUGAAACGUUUUUGAUUAAAUUUGAAAAGAGUAUUCAAUCGAUUGAAGAACUUAAAAAGUUAGAUUCAGAUCAUAGGUAUUGGAUUGGAUUGAAAAGGAUCGAAAGAUUGGAAACUGAUGAUUUGAGAUUUGGUCAAAGUGAGGUGUUUAAUGGAUUAAGUUUGACUAGUUUCUUACUGAAACCGGUUCAAAGAUUAAUGAAAUAUCCACUUUUCUUCAAGGAAACAGAAGAGGAAGAGCAAGAGGAGGAAGAUGGGGUUGGAGAAGGAGAAAGGUUUAAAGAUGUGGAAGUGAUUGUGUUUGAACAUGAAAUCUUGAUUGGAAUUGAAGUUUUCAAACUGACUAGGUUUGAUGAAAGAUUGAUUUCAUCAGGAAUCAUUAAAGUUUGGGUAAAGAGUAAUUUGGGAUUAGGAAAAGAAGAAAGUGAAGUGAGUAGUGGAUUUGGGUUUGGAUUACCGAUUUUGGUUUAUGGGAAUUUGAAUGAAUCCAAAGAAAGAAAAAAGUUGAAGGAGUUUGUUAGGCUUUUGAAUGGAUUGGUUUGA